Messenger RNA from Jatropha curcas, 1698 nucleotides. RefSeq names its product actin. Lineage: Eukaryota; Viridiplantae; Streptophyta; Magnoliopsida; Malpighiales; Euphorbiaceae. The record is from RefSeq and is a predicted model, not a curated record.
ACGAACAACAAACACUCAUUUCGCUGCUUUCUCUCUUUCAAAUACUCUCUCUUCUCCUUAAUUAACUUCUGCUUCUUCUCUUAAACCACUCUCGUUUUCCAUUAAUUUCUCUCUCUCUCUGUCUCCUUUCGAUCUGUUAACCUGAGAUUCGAUCUCCUUCGAAAAUUCUUGAGAAGUAGAACAUGGCUGAUUCUGAGGAUAUUCAACCCCUUGUCUGUGACAAUGGAACUGGAAUGGUCAAGGCUGGAUUUGCUGGGGAUGAUGCUCCGCGAGCAGUGUUUCCCAGCAUUGUUGGUCGCCCUCGUCACACUGGUGUGAUGGUUGGCAUGGGCCAAAAAGACGCUUAUGUCGGUGAUGAGGCUCAAUCCAAGAGAGGUAUUUUAACUUUGAAAUACCCUAUUGAACAUGGUAUUGUGAAUAACUGGGAUGACAUGGAAAAGAUCUGGCAUCACACGUUCUACAAUGAGCUCCGUGUUGCUCCAGAAGAGCACCCUGUACUUCUAACUGAGGCUCCUUUGAAUCCCAAGGCUAAUCGUGAGAAGAUGACCCAAAUUAUGUUCGAGACCUUCAAUACUCCUGCCAUGUAUGUGGCCAUUCAGGCUGUUCUAUCCUUGUAUGCCAGUGGUCGUACAACUGGUAUCGUCUUGGACUCCGGUGAUGGUGUCAGUCACACAGUGCCCAUAUACGAGGGGUAUGCCCUCCCACACGCCAUCCUUCGUCUCGACCUGGCUGGCCGUGACCUGACUGAUCACUUAAUGAAGAUCCUCACAGAGCGUGGAUAUUCUUUCACCACCUCAGCUGAACGUGAAAUUGUGAGGGAUGUGAAGGAAAAACUGUCUUAUAUUGCUCUCGACUACGAGCAGGAGCUAGAGACCUCCAAAACCAGCUCAUCAGUAGAGAAGAGCUAUGAGUUGCCAGAUGGGCAAGUUAUCACCAUUGGUGCUGAGCGAUUCCGUUGCCCAGAGGUGCUCUAUCAACCAUCCAUGAUAGGAAUGGAAGCUGCAGGCAUCCACGAGACCACAUAUAACUCCAUCAUGAAGUGCGACGUGGAUAUCAGAAAAGAUUUGUAUGGUAACAUUGUCCUUAGUGGUGGCUCAACCAUGUUCCCAGGAAUUGCUGACAGAAUGAGCAAAGAAAUCUCUGCACUUGCCCCAAGCAGCAUGAAAAUCAAGGUGGUUGCACCACCAGAGAGGAAGUACAGUGUCUGGAUUGGCGGGUCCAUUUUGGCAUCUCUCAGCACUUUCCAGCAGAUGUGGAUUGCAAAGGCAGAAUAUGAUGAGUCUGGGCCAUCAAUUGUGCAUAGGAAGUGCUUCUAAAUAUUUCAAGAAUAGGGAUUUUGGAGGAGAAGAGGGGAAAAAAAAUACAGUUUUGUUUCUUGGAAAGAAGUGAGCAGCUUGUUGCCCUUUCCAUUCUAGCUUUGUCGUCCUUCCAUGUUUAUGAUGGUCUGGACUGUGGAUUUGAUGACUCUGAGAAGGCAAGGAGUUGAUUGCCAAAAUGGUCCAAUUCUUUCAUUAUUAUAUUAUUCUGAGAUGUUUUUUUUUUUAUUAUUAUUAAAUUCAUAAAUAUAUAUUGAUAUUAAUUUUUGUUUAAGCUUUUUAGGAUCUACCCUUUUUUUUCCUAUUCAAGAUCUGAUAAAAUUGCUGGGUUUGAUUGUAAUACUACUGGUUAUUGAUAACAAGAAUUUCUAUUCUCUUUUGA